ACAGAGAUCAGUCCUAACCUGUCCAUCAGGAAUAACGGUCCCUCAUUAGAGCAGAGUCCUCCUCAGCACGCCAAACAUCUCUCUCUCUCUCUCUCUCUCUCUCUCUCUCUCUCUCUCUCUCUCUCUCUCUCUCUCUCUCUCUUUCUCUGUGGCGUUUUCCUCCCCUCUAAUCGGCUAUUUGGGGAAUAUUCAUAUAGAAUCGGGUAGGUGAGCUUGUUUCGUGUGUAUUUCAUUCCUUGUGGAUGCUUUUUAUACAACCGAAUAUGAGAUUGCAAUCAACUUGGCUGCAGCCGUUUACCGGGCGCAGAUCUUGGAUGAAGGAGCGGAGCCCAUGCGGACUGCCAUCUGACCCACUCUUAUCAAUGAAGCAGGAGAUCAUGGCGGAGGGUCCCCGGUGUAAGAGGAGAAAACAGGCCAACCCGAGAAGAAAGAACGUGCUGAGUUAUGAAAACGUGGUGGAUGCCGGUUCAGGGUCCGAUGAGGAGGACAGACUGCUGGGUUCUGAGGGCGAAGGCAGUCCAGCAGGAGUGCCAAGUCUGGAGGCCUCACCCCGGGUAGCACAUGCUCUGCUCUCCUGCCGGGGCGAUGAAGAAAAUGAAAGCCAGGAUGGGGCAGGAGCCCACGUUUGGCGCCACACAGAUCUCAAUGGCUCAGAGGAGAGAAAAGCUGAGUACAACUCCUUGAGUCCUGACAUCUCUCUCCAUGGAAUUGGAAACGGUACAGUUAAGGGUAUUGAUGCCACUUUAGAGCUGGAAAGCUUCUUUGGCAAUAGAAAACUGGACGAUGGUGAGGGACAUGGGCAGAGCAUUGCAGAGUACCUGCAGGACACUGUUAUAAUUUACCCAGAGGACCCAGAGGAGGGCACGAGACUGGGCACCCCAGAGACCAAUGGACAAGAUGAAAAUGAAAAUGACCUGGCACUAAGGACGCCAGAUGCCUUUGCCCAACUGUUGACCUGCCCCUACUGUGACCGGGGCUACAAGCGGCUGACCUCCCUAAAGGAGCACAUCAAGUACCGACAUGAGAAAAAUGAUGAGAGCUUCCCCUGUCCCCUGUGCAGUGACACCUUUGCCUACCGCACCCAGCUUGAGCGCCAUAUGGCCACACACAAGCCCACCAGAGAACAGCCACAACUGCUAAACGAAGGGGCAGAUAACCGCAAGUUCAAAUGCACAGAGUGUGGAAAAGCCUUCAAAUACAAACAUCAUUUGAAAGAGCACCUCCGCAUACACAGCGGUGAGAAGCCAUAUGAGUGCUCCAACUGUAAGAAGCGCUUCUCCCACUCUGGCUCCUACAGCUCCCACAUAAGUAGCAAGAAGUGCAUUGGCCUCAUCUCUAUUAAUGGACGGGUACGCCAUGGAGUCAACACAAAGCCAGGCUCAUCACCAAACUCUGCCGCAUCCUCCCCUGGCAGUCCUGCCUUAGCUCAGCUCCGUCACAAACUGGAGAACGGCAGGUCCAUGAGUCUCCAAGACCCAUCUGCCCACUCGGACAUCAAGUCUGAGCCCAUGGACUUCAAUGAAUACCGUCUCUUGAUUGCAUCUCAGCAAGAAUAUGGAGGGUCAGGAGCCUUUAUAAAUGGCGGUGGCCGUGGAGGGAGCCCUCCAGGUAUGCACAGUUCGUCUCAGAACCCCCUGCAACACCUGGGUAUUGGGUUCAAUUCUCAUCAAUUUGGAUAUCCAGGGUUCAGCAACAACAUGAGUGAGGUUCAGAAAGUUCUUCAGAUCGUGGACAACACAGUUUUCCGACAGAAAAUGGAUGGCAACCCAGAAGAGAUCUCUAAGCUCAGAGCAUACAUGAAAGAAUUAGGCACCCAGAUGGAGGAGCAGAAGCUGGCGUUGGCCUCCCAGCAAGGCUUCCUUGGUGCUGGUCACAACAGUCCAACCAAGACCAUCAUUGACUACACACUUGAAAAGGUCAAUGAAGCCAAAGCAUGUCUCCAGAGUUUAACGGAAGAUUCUAAGAGGCGGGCUGUGGAGAUCAAGAAAGAAAGACCCAGCCAUAGCAUGGAUCUUGGAUCUGAAGACAAAGUACAGGUGAGGGAUGCACAAUAUGUGCCGUACUCAUGUCAGUAUUGCAAGGAGACGUUUUCUGGCCCUAUUCCAUUGCAUCAACAUGAGCGUUAUCUUUGCAAGAUGAACGAGGAGAUCAAGGCUGUCCUCAAACCUAACGAAACUGUACCACCAAGCCGCAGGGGGCUUUUCAGCACAGAGCAUCAGGCCUCAUCCAUUUCUGAGAGGAAUGCCACCAGCCCGGUCAACCCCUACAAGGAUCACAUGUCAGUACUGAAAGCUUACUUUGCCAUGAACACUGAGCCAAACUCUGAGGAACUGAGGAAGAUCUCCAUGGCAGUGGGUCUUCCUCAGCAGUUUGUGAAGGAUUGGUUUGUGCAAUGGAAAGCUCAAUCUCCUCAUAGCUUGUCUAGGAAAAGAUCUCCUGAGCGAAACUGUGCAGAGAUCAACCAUGGAUUGGUCCGAGAGUCAGCUCUUAACCGGUCACCAGUUUCCCUGGGCCAAUAUGGCGACUCAACAGCAGAGAUUCUAGCCAUCAUCAAUGAUGAUUCAGGACACAGGCUGUCCAAACCGCAUCAGUUUACAGGCAUCAAGCAGACCAAUGAAAAGCCACUUGACUCUGUGGACCACUUGAGAGGUGAAACACCCUCACCUUUGAAUCUUUCAUCGUCAUCAUCCAAACACUCUCAUAGCAGUUCAUACACCCCUAACAGCCUCACCUCAGAGGAUGCCCAUGGGGAACCACUGGACUUGUCUUUACCAAAACAAGUUUCCAAGGCAGAACGGAGGCCCAAACCGAAUGGUUUUUCUCUUGACCACAAUAGUGACUCCUCUGCACAUGAACAGGGAACAGAACCUUUAAACUUGGCCCACAUCAAGAAGGAGUUCAAUGGGUCCAAUGAAAAUCAUCUGGAGAAAAGCUCAAGCCCCAUCUUUAGCAUAAACCCCUUCGGUGGCGGCCAUAUUUACACCUCGCUUCCCCCUCAUGGAGCAUUCCCUCCACCUACGUUCAUGUCACCGGCUCAGGCCAGCAUCCCAGGACUCAGACCUUACCCAGGGUUGGAUCCCAUGAGCUUCCUACCACAUAUGGCUUAUACUUAUGCAGCGGGGGCAGCCACCUUUGCUGAGAUGCAGCAACGUCGGAAAUACCAGCGGAAACCAGGCUUACAGGGGGAGCUACUGGACAGCGCAGGGGACUAUCUGUCAGGGCUUGAGGACCUGACAGACAGCGAGUCGCUUCUCGCCCGGAAGAAGAUUAAGAAGACUGAAAGUGGUAUGUACGUGUGUGACUUGUGCGACAAAACAUUCCAGAAGACCAGUUCCCUCCUAAGACACAAAUAUGAGCACACAGGAAAGCGGCCUCACCAGUGUCAGAUUUGUAAAAAGGCCUUCAAACACAAGCACCACCUCAUCGAGCACUCACGCCUACACUCGGGUGAGAAACCCUACCAGUGUGACAAAUGUGGCAAGCGCUUCUCCCACUCCGGCUCUUACUCGCAGCACAUGAACCACAGAUAUUCCUACUGCAAACGGGAGGCGGAAGAGCGCGAGGCUGCCAAACAAGAUAGUCAUGACAACAGCAGACCCCUGGAGCCCACAGAGCUCCUAAUGCGUCGGGCUUACCUUCAAGGACUCGGGCCCCUGGGGUUUUCAGAUCCAGAGGACCAGGCCGAGGACAUCACACAGGGAAACACCAUCUUGAGAGAUGGAACUGAGGACAGGGCCAGAGAGGUAGAGGAGGUAUAUCCGAAAGUGACUGACAGGCAAGAGACAGGGUUGGAAGAGGAGAUGGAGACAGAGAAGCAGAGAUUUGACACUCAGAGCCCUGAUGGGACAACAAAAGAAGAGAAAGAGUGUGAAGUAACGGAAGGGACAGAGGACGAGAGCUCAGAAGAGGGGAAAUUGGCGAGCAAAAUAAAUCCUUACGGCGAGAAUGAGGAUGCUGAUUAACUACUGCAUUUCGGAUUACGCUUACUGCAUUCUUUGUUUUCGUUUUCCCUCAAGCUUGUAUUGCGCCCUUCUUCCACCUCUUUGGAGGGACUUUGAGCCAGAUUCACAUUUGUACCACACUGCCACGUCUUGGUUAUCUGAGCGUGUGCCUGAGGCUUGCGCUCGUCAAUAUAAAGAGUGGAAGUCCCAUAAACAAGCAUCAUAAACUAGGUCGGAUCAUGAAGAAAUCCAUAUUAUGCAAAACUAAAUGUGUUAACGAUUGUCAGGAUAAAAAAAAAAAAAAAAAAAAAAAAGAGAGAGGUUUUUAAAAUGUACAGAGUUUUCAGCCAGAAAGCUGUGCGGUGCUGAUUUCCAUAUAACUCUUGUAUUUCAUUGUGGUUGUAGCACAAGCCUGGAAAUUGCACUCUGAAAGUAUUACAAAAAAAGGCAAAAUAAAACAUACAAAAAAAAAAAAAAAAAAAAAAAAAAAAAAAAAAGAAAGAAAAAAAUCUUCUAGGUUAAAAAAAAACAUUGCCUAUAUGUACUUAUACUGCGCUUGAAGACGCAGUAGUGUGUCAGUGUUAUAUUUCGUCUAUCACUUACUGUGAUACCCUGGAUUUUACCUUUCUUUUCCUGACCAGCCACACAAUUUUGGGGGUUUCACCAUGGCUUUUUAUAAAGUUAUUUUAACUAAAAAAAAAAUUAAAAAAAUACCUAUGUGAUUCUUAAACAUACAAAGUCUUAAAGUUGGCCAGGGGUGGAUGAAAAGUGUGAGAAACUGUAAUGAUGACGAAGGCUCAUUGUAUGAAUGUUCGCCAGAACCCCUGUUUUUUUUUCGUUCGAGAAAAGCCUUAUAUGCAAACCCUUUCACCUGUGUUUUCUGAAAGUGCCAUCCUUGUACAGUAUAAAGCGAAGUCAACUAGUGUUCUCUUUGCACCUGCUUUAGUAUUAAAUUAAAUAUUUCACCUUGUUGUUUGAAAUACCUACAUCAGUAUUAGUAUAUCUAGACUGCAGUUGUUUAGUUUACAUAUUGUUUGUGCAAUUUUCUGUAUUUUUUAAGGUCAUCUGUCAGUAUUAUCUUGGUUUGUUUUAUUUUGUUCAAUUCAAAAUUCAUUUUUAUUUUAAACUACCAUUUUAUUUAUGUGACUCAUUUUAUAUUUCCUAAUUAUAUUUAUUUCAUACUGUAGUGUACAGUAUUAUAGUUCCUUGAUAUAGAUAUAUUUUAGUAAAUAAGGAUCCUUACAAGUGGAACAAAUUUUACGUAAAGAGAGCAUUUAUUGUAUCUGGAGCGACUGAUGUGAAUUGCUCUUCAUACUACACUUACCUGAUGAAGGAGAAUCUACAAUUUGAGAACUUUUGAUACAAUAUUGUGAAAACACUGUAUUUUUGACUAAAAGGAAAAAAAAUCCA
Myxocyprinus asiaticus (Chinese sucker) is the source of this 5351-nucleotide messenger RNA. RefSeq names its product zinc finger E-box-binding homeobox 2-like. The record is from RefSeq and is a predicted model, not a curated record. Gene Ontology annotation, biological process: regulation of transcription by RNA polymerase II; anatomical structure development. Gene Ontology annotation, molecular function: RNA polymerase II cis-regulatory region sequence-specific DNA binding; DNA-binding transcription factor activity, RNA polymerase II-specific. The transcript has 10 exons. Lineage: Eukaryota; Metazoa; Chordata; Actinopteri; Cypriniformes; Catostomidae. The coding region runs from base 243 to 3962 and encodes 1239 amino acids.